GGUAGGGCGCUAGCGGCGCUUGAGAAAAGAAAGGUCAAGGGAAGAUGGAUCAGAUCAAAGUGAGUGAAUCGGAAACGGAGAAUGUGAAUCGGAAUCGGAAUCACAGUUGGAGUCCGAAUCCGAGUUCGAAUCGCAACCCCAAAUUGUAUGUAUGUUGCCAGGAAGAAAACUUCUUCAGGGGCUGCUACGGCAUCCUCGCCAUCGAUUUGGAGUGUUUGAUGGCUUGCUCCUGUGACUUUGAUGAAGACAAAGGUGUGGAAAUCAAGUGCGCUAGCUGCGAAUCCUGCCCCAAUCAUGAUUUGCGGCCAGUCGGUUUACUCUGCGGCGAUUACUGCGAUAUCCCCGACUGCAUGGGCUGCUGUCCCUUUGGCUCCCAGGUUGUCUUCGUAGGCGGCGAGUUAUCACCGUGGUCUGGUUGCAGACCCAGCCGAAAGGUUUUCGUCUAUGACAUUGAGGAUGAGCUCCGGCUUCAGGGCUUAGAAAACGGCAACAACAUCAAGGAGUUGGACAAAAGCUGCAACGGUGUUGCAAAUAUCCAUCAUGACAUAUUUUAUCCGCGGAUGAUGGAGACAGGAGGAGAUCUCUAUGCUCUCGGAGUUGUCAAAUGUGACGUCAGUGUCUCUCAGGUAUACAGGCGCCAAUCGCAGCGGUGGGAAGCUCUGCCUCCACCCAUACCGAGUUUCAGUCAUGAUUUCACUAGUGAAACUCUAUAUUCUCUACUUUACACGGACAACAAGAUCUUUCUGUCCACCUAUUUCCCACAAAUGCCGGUCAAAUGUUUCGACACCGACCGUAAAUGCUGGAUAGCUGAUUCCGGCUUCCACAGUGAGGUUUUCCCCUUUGUGGGUGAGGCUUUAGUCGUGGACUUGGAUAAACCUUUCAAGGAGAAGUUGGUGUUUACCUAUGAUCGUGAUAUUAUAAACGUGUGGCGAUUGGGAUUGACUGAUGAUUUGAAAGGUUCUUAUUUUACCAGCUACGGGUUUGUGGAUAUGAAACCCAGGUUGCUUGGCUUAUUGGAAAAUUUGCGUGAAGCAUCUAAGCAGCUUCGUCUCAUCGAUCUAGGAGAUGGAAAAAUCUGCUUUGUUAGGGCCAGGAGUUACCCGGUUGAGGAAAGUACUGUAAAUUCACUAGGGCUUGAGAAGGUGCGUGUUGUUAUCAUAGUAUUCAAAUAUGAGUUUGAUCCGAAAGCACGAGCCUUGCCCUACAAGAUCCUGUCUACCCGCGCCUUUACCAUCAUGCCCCAUUGCAAGGAAUCCUGCUUUGUCCGCCUGCUUAAAUGCUUUGUGCUCUAGCUGGAUAGCUUCCUUAGUACUCAACAUUUUGCAGGUGGCCGGGGUCUGGGAAUUUAAAGCAUGGUUUGGUUCAAAUAUAUGCUGUAGAGGAGUUGCAAGCACAUGAAGUUCUGAUAUGAAAUGUAGUUCUGUUAGGCUGAUUGUAAGAUUAUUAAUGGUUAUGUAAGACUAAUGUUAUCAUUUCUUAGAGAUAUUAACGGGCA
Rosa chinensis is the source of this 1495-nucleotide messenger RNA. RefSeq lists its product as uncharacterized. The transcript is spliced from 2 exons. Bases 45 to 1292 code for a protein of 415 amino acids. Lineage: Eukaryota; Viridiplantae; Streptophyta; Magnoliopsida; Rosales; Rosaceae. The record is from RefSeq and is a predicted model, not a curated record.